UCUUUGACAUAUUUUAUUCUGGCAUUGUUUUGCCUCCCUGUUUGCCCCCGACAUGAGCAUUAAAGGGGCGUUUGCGGUCACAUGCGGCCCCCUGGUGUCCAAACUGCGCCCCUGCAGCUCCAAACACUCCCAUGAAGCACUUCCACACUACGUAGCCUUCCAGCCGAUGUGGGGUUUGGGCCGACAGCAAACUUUUUCUGAGUGCAGGCUGGGGGGAGAAAAACGCCCCGGUAAGUGUGAAACCGGAGGGAUUUAAAGUGUCCCAGGGCAGCAGAAUGAACGCGUAACUGAUCCAGAGGUGGACGGUUCACUGUUGGAUGGAGUUUGGUUUCUUUAUCCAAACUGAGGCUCUGAGGGGGAUCGGAAUUUACCGGUGACAAGUCAGAGAGAGGAGGAGGGAAAAAAAGGAAAAGAGCGGCUCCACUUUUUUUUUUUGGAGAAACUUGUUUGUUUUUAGCCACAAGAAAGAAAGAAAGGAAGAAGUAUUUCCUGCUUGGAGACACUUUUCUGCGCUCUGCGUAAAAACAAAGCUCCAAAUCAUGGCGAAAAAGUAUGAUUUCCUCUUCAAGCUGCUGCUCAUCGGGGACAGCGGAGUGGGCAAAACAUGUCUGAUCAUCCGCUUUGCUGAGGACAACUUCAACUCCACGUACAUCUCCACCAUCGGCAUCGACUUUAAAGUAAAAACCAUCGAGGUGGACGGGAAGAAAGUGAAACUACAAGUCUGGGACACAGCGGGGCAGGAGAGGUUCAAGACCAUUACGACGGCCUACUACAGAGGAGCCAUGGGCAUCAUCCUGGUGUACGACAUCACAGACGAGAAGUCCUUCGAAAACAUCCAGAACUGGAUGAAGAGCAUCAAAGAGAAUGCAUCAGCCGGGGUCAGUCGGAUGCUGCUAGGCAAUAAGUGCGACAUCGAGGCGAAGAGGAAAGUUACCAAGGAGACGGGAGAAAAGUUGGCUAAAGAUCACGGCAUCAGGUUCUUUGAGACGAGUGCAAAGUCCAGCAUUAACGUCGAGGAGUCUUUUCUGGCUUUGGCGCGAGACAUUCUACAGAAAUCCAGCAAGAAGCCGGGUCCGACGGGUCGGGAGGUGAAAAUCACCAGCAGCACAGAGAAAAAAUCCUCCAAAUGUGUUCUUCUCUAGACCGACGACCGCAGGGAAAUAAAAUUCAAUGAGUUUUCUGUCUCCAUCUGGUGGGCCAAAAUGUCAAAUUCAGCCAAAUGUUGAUUUAAAGUGAGUAUUUAAUUCGACCAACAGGUUUCUUCUGGCUGGAAAUGACACAAACAAAUGAGAAAAGACAGUAAAAUGUGGCUUCAGAGAUGUUAAUGAGGCUUUCUUUUUGCUUUUUUGCAGAAAAUUCUAUGUCCUGAAAUAUUCAUAUCCCUUGAAAUUGUCACCUUAAUGUGAGAAAAUGCAACUUCUGUGUCAUUCCAAAUGGUUCUGUUAGCUACUAGCAUGUUUUAAUGCAAAAAAAAAUCCAGUUUUCUUCAAAAUUUGCGAGUCUCAAAGCAUAUGGACAUUCCAUUUUUAGCAUAAAUCUAAAAAAAAAACUACAUAGAAAUAGUUAAAAUUCAUCAUUAACAUCUCUAAAACAACGUCUUACCGUGUUUUUAUGUCAUUUCCAACCAGAAGAAACCACUAGAAAUUCACUAUAAAUCUAAAUUUGACCUCCAUGUGAUUAAUGGUGUAAAAGUCUGUUUUUAUGCCAACAUUAAAUUCCAUAAAAGUGGUACUGAGCCCUUUAGUAAUAGAUAAAUCCUCUGUGGAAUCUGCUGUGAGGGCGUCAAUGCCGUGAAAAGUUGGAGUUUUAGAGACUCCAAAGCCCUAAAAACAAUCAUACCCUGUUUUUUUCUUCUUUCCAUGCUGUGUUUCUGGUUCAUCAGUGUUUAUUUCUUUUACAGAACCUCGUCUGUGUUUUUAACGUCACCUUUUAUUCACUUCCUGUGUGUGAGCAGCAGCAGCGUUUAGUGUGAAAUGAUUCAUGUACAGACAUGAUGCUGGUUGUGUUUAUUUCAGAUUUAAGGAGCAGAGAAGGUGUUAAAUGGUUUUAAAUGUGGAGGGGAAAGGUUAAAAUCAUCUGUGCAGACUCUCAGUAAUCCCAGGAGCUUCAGUAAACUGACCACCAGCUCAUUAAAUGUGUGAUUUCAGCUUGAAAAAGUCACAUUUGCUGAUUAAAAUUGAAUUAAAGUGCAAACAUGAAUAAUAAUGUUGCAUCAAUUUGAUAUUUUGUGUAAUUUAAUCUCAAAUUUCUGCAUUAGUUGAUUUAAAACUAAAUUUAUGUUGCGUUAACGUCGUGAAAUUUGCUUAAUAACUCAAUUUUUCUUCAAUUUAAGGUAAAAAUAGCAUUUUAUUUUGAAAACUUCUGUUCAUAAUAAUGUCAGGUAUAAUUUUUUUAGUUCAUAGUAAUGUUUUGAUAGUAAUUCAAGAAGUUUAUUUUUCCGCUUUUUUUUUUUUUUUGACAGUGUGGUUGGUUUACACUGUCAAAAAAUAAGAAAAUAAAAACCAUGUAAAUCUGGAAACAAUGUGGGCAGAAUAAUACAUUAAAAACAUUUUUUUAAAAAUGGUAAAAAUGCGUACUUGAAAAUAUCUUUACCCCUGUAAAAUCCAAAUAUAUAAAAAAAGAAUUUAGCAAAAAUAAAAUCUAAAUAAAAAAAUCAAUUAUAUUUAUAUUAUUUUUGAUAAAAAAAUAUGAAAUAUAUAUAUAUAUAUAUAUAUAUAUAUAUAUAUAUAUACGCACAUUUUUUGGAGACUGCAAAUAUCUAUUAAAAAUUGCAUUUGUAUUUGAAUUAUUAGUUAUCUGUAAUUUAAUCCAACAGACCUAAAUAAAUUGUUAAAAAAAAUUACAGUUCAACAAUUUGAUUAAUUUUUUACAGUGCAGCUGGUUUACACUGUAAAAGGUGUUGAAAAAAUGGUAAAUCUGUUAAAAACAGUAAAAAACUAAAAAAUAUCUGUAAAAAAUAUAUUUUAACUGAAUAAUUUUUUUUUAGUUUUUAUAUGUAAUUAAAUUGUAGAAGCAUCUCAGAAAUUAUAAAUUGGUUUUAAAAAAUGUAAGUUAUUCACUGAAAGUUAAUGAUGAUGCCCAUUCAUUUUUUACAGUGUGGCUGAUUUACACUGUAAAAGAUGUUAAAAAUGGUAACUCCUACAAAAAAUUAAAUUGCUGCAAAUAUCAAAAAAUUUAACCAAUUUUCCAGGUCUUAAUCUACGUAUUUUUUAUGACUUCAAAUAAACUGCAUUUUAUUUGAAUUAUUUCAGUUUUUAUGUGUAAUUUUACUCAAGACGCUUCUUGAAUUAGCAGCAAAAACAUUCUAAAAAAAAAAAAAAAGCUAAAGCUGAGGUCCUUUUUUGCUGAAACUCCUAGGAGAUGCUAGAUUUAUUUAUGAUGAUGAAAAGUCAUGAAAGCAUUUAGUUUUUCAGUAAAUAAAUGAUGGAGACACGAAGCUCUAAAUAUUUAUGGCUGAGAAACGCUGAGACGCUCCGACAGAUGAAAACCAAACCUGACGUUAACGAGAGUCGAAACGAACGGCUUGUUUUCGUGGACGGAGGAAGUGGAAGACGGAGCAGAGAUAAGUGCAAUAUGAGAAGAUGAGUGUUGGGAUGAAGGACGGACAGGAAGCGAGAGAGAUUUAGUAGCUUUUAUCCUUGGAGCCUCUUCAGAGCGAGUCUUUUCCUGCAGCAGCCGACACUGCUUCUGUCAUUACAGGUGUUUAAGGUUUUAUUUUUCCUCUCUGUCGUGUUUCCGUCACUUCUUUGUAGAGCUGCGACACUCCUGGACUGUGUUUGUAGUUUACAGACCUGCUUGAUGAAUAUAAACGCAAAAACAAACAGUAAA
Molecule: messenger RNA, 3828 nt
Organism: Acanthochromis polyacanthus (spiny chromis)
Lineage: Eukaryota; Metazoa; Chordata; Actinopteri; Pomacentridae
Gene: rab13
Product: RAB13, member RAS oncogene family
Exons: 8
Coding region: 540-1142 (200 amino acids)
Biological process (GO): protein localization to plasma membrane; regulation of exocytosis; Golgi vesicle fusion to target membrane
Cellular component (GO): synaptic vesicle; plasma membrane; trans-Golgi network transport vesicle
Molecular function (GO): GTP binding; GTPase activity
Source: RefSeq, a predicted model, not a curated record